CCAAAAAAGGGAUGAAAAGAAACCAUUUAGUAAUAAAGGUUUGAUUACAAUCAUUGAGUCCCAAUGCUGCUUUCAUCCACAUAAUUCUAUGUAAGUGGUUCUAAGUGUUGGGCCACUUAGUUCAAGGUCUAAUUGCGUUGGAAAAUUGAAGCAUGAAUGUGUUGAGCAGUCUCCCUGGAGUCAAACCAUAUCUCGUGCAGUUUGUAGCUCUAGUAGAGAGGAGGUGUCAAAAAACAAUUUGGCAAAGUGCUGAGGCUGUAGAUCCUACUAUGCAAAAUUAGUGUGCUGUGCCUUAAAAGAGGGGACACCCUAGUUUUCAAAGGAAUCAAGAGCACGGGUUAAAAUACCCAUGAAAGCCUGAUUACUUUAAAUCUGAAAAGUUAGCUAGCUGAUGAGCAAACAACCCAGAAACUACAUACACCUGACUGAUUGCCCAUUACCUAACCUUCCCCUCGUGUUGUGUCACAACUGACCGCUGAUAAAACCAGCCUUUUUUCAGCACUUGCUCACCUCAGCACCCCAAGCAGUGACCUCUGGUGCAUGCCCUGGAAUCCUGGCAGCCUCUUAAUCUUACGCAGGCAACCAUCCUGGUCCCUUAAGGCUAGGUCCCUUCCUCUGCAGGACUGGCCUGCAACCCAGUAGAGCGGAGCCCGUAGCCCCAGGCGACAGGCGCCUAGCAACCAAUGCGCGCAUUGGACGGGCGUGGCUGCAGCUGCCCCGGGCCGGGCGGAGCUGAGCCACGCUGCCCAGCAUCGCAGGGCUGCCGGCCGCUGAGCAUGAGCAUGCUUGUCCUGAGAGCAGCUCCCGUGCGAGUGCGCGGCCGACUGCCUCGUCCCACCACUGUGGACAGCACAGCAACGUGGCCGGGCUGGGCCAGGAGCUCGAGUCGGCACAGGGCCGCCGCUGGCUCCCGCGCUGCCCGUUACCCCCACUGCAGUCGUCGCUGGCAGAACUACCCCCCUUUUUACCACGGGCCCGGCACCACAAGAAGCCCUUCCUCUCAUACGAGGAGCUGCAGGGACACAUCUCAUUUUCAUCAGAUUUGAAAGAAGAAGAAAAAAUGUCUGUGUUAUAUCCUGAAAUCAAAUUUGAGACUUCUAACUUCACCAGAAGUUCCCUGAACACUUAUUUUCUUUUUGAGAGUAGUUGGAAGAAAGCAAUUUUAGAAACCGAGAAGAUGAGGAAAGAAUAUCCCUCAGCAUUUGGUCUGGAAGAGUUCAAAGAAUGUGUCAAGAUGCCAUAUUUACCAGUAUUGCCAACAUGCCAAAAGAGUGUAAGUUCAACUCCACUGGAGAAUCAUAAACAACUGCUACACACGGACACCCAGAUGCCUACAGUCAGCUAUUCUAGUGAGAACAUGUCAAGUUGCCUGCAAGUAUUUUAUUCUCCUCUGCACAUCGCACAGCGCCCUGUGAAAGAACAAUUUUGGCAAAGCAGGAUAAAGAAGACAAAGGGUACAUGUGCCAUGGUACCACUUCAGGAGAAAUCAAAAGAUUCUAAUUUCAGUGACCCUGUUACUGGAGCACCAGUUCAGUACUUACAAAGACUUUCCAAAAUGGCUCUUUUGGAGUUUAAUACCAUUCGUCAGGAAACAAGUAAAAAAUCAAAAAAAGGCAAGAAGCGAGAGUUACGAGACUGCUGAUAAAUACCAUACGGUGUGAUGCUUUCUUCACUGCUUUUUAAGGUUUAUAGUUGCUUUUUUUUUUUGAUAUGUGAUAUGAUGUGCAAUGAUUUACAUAAAAAUGGAAAUGUAAAUAGGAAAUAAAUAUUUUAUGUUAUACGUGGAAUGGUUUGUAUUUUGUUAACAUCACAAAGAGCCAUUUAAAUUAAGGGAAUAUACGCAUUAGAGAAAUUAUAUUCCCUGAAUUUUAUGCACAUUGAUUUUUUCCUUUAGAUUUAAUUGACUCAACAUUAUUUGAGUACCUGUCUGUGCAAUGAACUGUGCUGCAGAAAGUCUUCCUGGAAGACAAAAGAAGACGGAAAGAGGAGGAGAGUCCGUGUCCUUGCAUGUUUUAUAUUAAUUUACACAAAUACACUAUUAAUAUGUAUGUGUGUGUCUGCAUUAUUACAAUGGAUUAGUUCCUAGGAGGAUAACUAAUUUAAAUGGAUUUGUUUAUAUUUUGAUUGGGAUCAUAUGAGAAUAUGUGAAUUUUCAAAAUCAUAUAAAUUUUGAUUGAGAAUGAUUUAAAUACUACCUAUACUUAAAAGGUAUUCUCAAUAAAAAUUUGGUGACCUCUCUUGAACGAGCACUUCUUUGACUGUCAGGUGGAUUUCAUUUAUUGAACUACCAUGUCCUCUUGACAUUUAGUAUUAUUUAUUAACCUUAUGAAGACCUUAAAAAAUAAGAUGAUAUUAUUCCUGUUUUAUAAAUGGAAUAAAUUGAGUGUCUUUGUUUUAUACCAUGUCUCUAGCUAGAAAGUGGAAGAACUAAGAUUCUAACCUACUAGGAUUCAAAACUCCCAUACAAAACUUCAUGGCAUAAUAAUUUUUAAAACCUUAAGUUCAGUUGAUAAAGUCAUGAUUUAAUUCCUUAAAAUUUAGGGCAAGGUAACACUUCCACAGGCAAAAAUAUUUCUUAAUAUUGAGUUGAGUUUGCAAGUUCUGACAUUGACACAUCUUGGAGCAUUUAUACUGGUAAGUGGAGACCAGGAUUAUGUACAUGGAUAACCAUGUCUCCCUCACCCCUCCAUCUGCCCCAUGAAAGAGUUCACUCAAGUCAGUUCAAGAAAGGAGUAGAAUGUUUAUGGAAUGUUUAUUUCUUUUUAAUAAAUGAGAUGUGCUGACAAUAGUUAAUCACCUUUUCAGCCUUGGAAUCAAAUAACUUAUGUUUUUCAUUAAAUCUUAAAAAAAAAAAAACCCCACAGGCUCUACUUCCUUAGAUCACAUUUAAUAUUUUGUUUCCUCAAGAAGUUUUUAGAAAAACCAGUAUGUAUUUAGUGCACAGAAGACACAAAUCACCCCCAAGUAAGAUUAACCUAAGAUUUAGAGAUAAGGGUGAGAGGUAAACUUUUGACACUGCAACCACCAUGCAUAUUACAUUUAUGUUUGGGAUUGAAGACAGUCUUGCCAGAAAUAAACCUUUUGCAUUUGGGAUCUGGAAAACCCCUCCAGUGUAAGCAAUAUCAAUCAUAACCACGGAGAUCUGUACCUUCUGAUAAAUAUUUAGGAUGGGAAGAUGGAGUCUUGAUUUUUAAACUGAGAAAACACUUCUUUAUUAAGAAUAAUUAUUUCAGUGAAGGACAAAUUCUGUCAAUGAAGUUCCAAUGAAAUUUCCUAAGACUCAUUUUCUUUUCUCUAAUUCUCUGCUCACCAGGCAACCUUCUCAUAUAUAAUUUAGAUUCCCAAAUGAAUAUAUCCAUUAAAAAGCAAUGCCUUGGGCUGGGGCUGGGGCUCAGUGGUAAAGCGCUUGCUUCGCAUGUGUGAGGCACUGGGUUCCAUCCUCAGCACCACAUAAAGGUAAAUAAAGAUAUUGUGUGUUCAUCUACAACUAAAUAAAUAUUUUUUUUUAAAAAAGCAAUGCCUUCUCUGGAUGAUAAGGCUUAGAUCUGGGAAUGUGUGUGCUAUUUUGGUUUUUGGAGACAAGACUUUGGUUUUUGGAGACAAGACUUUGCUAUGUUGCCAAGGCUGACCUGGAACUUCUGAAUCUCCUGCCUCAGGCUCCUAAAUAGCUGGGAUUGCAGAUGUGAGACACAACACGCAGCACGCAUUCGUUAAAUAAUGCACCUCUAUACCCCUAUUCUAAUUUUUUUUUU
Molecule: messenger RNA, 3752 nt
Organism: Ictidomys tridecemlineatus (thirteen-lined ground squirrel)
Lineage: Eukaryota; Metazoa; Chordata; Mammalia; Rodentia; Sciuridae
Source: RefSeq, a predicted model, not a curated record